Molecule: messenger RNA, 1041 nt
Organism: Phytophthora megakarya
Lineage: Eukaryota; Oomycota; Peronosporomycetes; Peronosporales; Peronosporaceae
Source: the annotation of a GenBank genome assembly
AUGCUAAGACCUCGACCAGGAUCUGCUGAAGUCAGAAUUGCUCAGUUGCAAGGCCCUCCGGGUUCCAAGUUGUUGAAUCGUGGAGAGUUGAUGGAUGCGGGUACGCAGACGGAAGAGGGCCCCCCGGUGAAAAUCAGGAUCGACGUCGCCACACAAACUAGCGAAAGUCAACUAGAUAGCUACGAAUGCGAUCCUGGUGAUGGCGACACCGUGGACGAUGCCCGAGGUGGUAUCCUUGUGGAUACUCCUCCAGAAUGGACUACUGAAUUCGAGGAACCCCAUGGCUGCGAGACGUUCGCGGAGGUACAACCUGGACAGGAUGCUUCAGGAUUCACCCCAGAACCAGCGUUCUGCAGGCCACUCGAGAAGUUGGAGAUGGAAUACGAACACUGUAUGAGGGUAAGCGCGGAAGACCUGGACUUGGAGCCAGGGGUGUACAUACAUGAAGGGAGCGAGAUGCUGGCGCAAUUGCGGGACCAGUUGGUCAUGCUUUCAGAAUUGAGCGAAUUGCACCCAGAAUGUGACAUCGAUCAGGUCGAUGUUGGAGUCCCAGGUGAGACCUCCCCGAAGAUGAAUAUAGGAUGCAAUUUGUUCCUGGGCGAUGGAAAUGCCGCAACUGCUCCCGCCAGAGGAGUAGUAUGUGACCUCGAUGUAGAAGAGGCCAAACCUAUCGCGUUGCGCCCAAGGUCGAUUGGACCGCACGUGGCAGUCAAGGUAUACGAACGCCUCAAGAAAUUGCUCGAGAACAAUCUGAUUGAACAUUCCGAAUCGCAGUGGGCAACUCCGAUCGUGAUCGUGCUCAAGAAAAAUGGAGUUAACAUCAGGAUGUGUAUCGACUAUCGACUUGUGAAUAAUUUCAUCCAGCUGUCUAGCUACCCGCUAUCUCUCAUCGACGACCUGCUAGUUGGUUUCGAGAAAGCACUUUGGUUCAUGGGCAUGGAUAUGGCCAGCGGGUUCUGGGCGAUCAAGAUGACCGAAAGGGCCAAGUUGACUUCAGCUUUCGUAUGUCCGUUCGGACAUUUCCAAGUGGAUUCGAAUGCC